GCUAGGCGCCGGGUGUGUGGGAGCCGAGCUCAGACCGAGCCGGGAGCCCCGGAGCGAGAGGCCGGGAGGCACCGGGGGCCGCGCAGCGCCAGGGCCGGCACCACGCGUGGGGGGAGGCCGAUCCCGGGUAGGGGCAGGGUGCUAGCCCCGGGAGGGCGAUCCAGGGGGCCCCGGCCCGGCCCUGGCAGGGGGAUCUCGGGGCUCUGGUCCUGGUCCCGGGAGGCUGAUCCGGGACACCGACUCCAUAGCAGGCAGGCUGUUGGGGAGCCCUGGUCCCGGCCCUGGCAGGAAGAGGCAAGGGGGCACCAGCACUGGCAUGGGGCACCCAAGGGGGGCACGUGUCCUAUUCCCGGGAGGGUGAUCCAGAGGGCACCAGUCCCAGCCCUGGCCGGAGGGCUGGGCACCAGUCCCAGCUCCGGGAGGCUGGUCAGUCCCAACCCUGACAGGGGAGACCCAGGGGGCGGACACUGGUCUUAGUCCCAGGAGGCCAAUCCGGGAGGCACCAGGUUAGCUGGUUGUCAUGUUCUCUGUGGGCUGCCCCGCUGGAGGCGGUGGCUCUUGUUCUCCCAGCAGCCCUUGGCCAUGAGAAUGGGCAGCGCAGGGUCCUCAGGCAGGGAGGAGCGGCUGCCAUCGGGUGCGGAGGAGCAGCUGAGUGGUGGGGAUCAGACACUGGAGCUGACCGGGCGGCACCUGAAGCGGCUGCCAGGCCCAGUGUGUGCCCUGGGCAGCCUGCAGAAGCUCUACAUCAGUGGCACUGGGUUGCGGGAGCUGCCCGAGGAGAUCGACGGACUGCGGGAGCUGCGCAUCCUGGCACUGGACUUCAACAAGCUGGAGGAGGUGCCUGAGGCAUUAUGCCGCCUGCCCCGUCUCACCCGCCUCUACCUGGGCAGCAACCGCCUCUUUGGCCUCCCUGCAGAAUUUGCCCAGCUCCAGACUCUGCGCUGCUUGUGGAUUGAGAACAACUACCUGUACCAUUUUCCUCGGGCCUUGCUCCAGAUGCCUGCACUGCAGUCCUUGCAGAUGGGUGACAAUCGACUCCGAGCACUGCCGGGCAGCCUGCCGCGUAUGACUGGCCUCCGGGGACUCUGGCUUUAUGGGAAUCGCUUUGAGGAGUUCCCACAGCCCCUGCUCCGCAUGUCCCAGCUCCAUAUCCUUGACCUGGACCGCAACAAGAUCAUCGACUUCCCAGACCUGGCCCACCUGAAGGGGUUACGGCUCUUUUCCUAUGACCAUAAUCCAGUUAAAGCACCACCCUGUGUGGCUGACACUGUCACCCUUGUGGGCGAUGGGGCCCAGGAGCUGAUGGAGGCCAGGGAGGAACGUCUCCAGAGCCUGCGGGAGCAGGAGGAGCAGGAUGAACAGGAGGAGAAUGGCUCAGAAGCCAUGCAGGGCACCCUGAGGAAUGACUCCUCUCUGCUAGAGGAUGCUGAAGGCAGUUUCUCUGCCCUGGAAUGCUCCCCAGAAGAAACAUGAGAAUGGGCACUACAACAACAUGGUUGCUGCUCAGAAAAUCUGGUGGACACUGGUGGGCUGGUAGAUCCGCUUCUGCGCUGCAAGGGGUGAGAGUUUGCAUGGACCAUCUCUGGCCAUGGGUAGCCACAGUCUCCCAACUAGAAUCAUGGGUUACUACCAGUCCAGGGAGUCAUUAUGUUCUUGCAUGAGACAGGAAAACCAUGAAUCAAAAGGGUUGCUGUUUCCUUGCUGGGACCACAGACAGCAAAGGGGAGCAUCAUCUAUCUGCAGGAGUGCUGGGCAAUCACUGCACCCCUGAGGCAUCCUGCAUAGCCACAGGAUGUGGGGGUUGGCAGGGUUGAAACCACAAUGCUGUUGUGUUGGAUAAUCCCAUUGGACCAGCUCUGUGGGAGGAUGGUCCCUGUUUGAGAUGGGCAUUGAUAAGAGCUGGCCUUCUCAGAACAGCCAGCCUGUGGUGGAAGCCUGGAAUUGAAAGGACUUUAAUGUGACAAUCUGUGGCUGUUUGGUUAGGUAUCUAUGAGUGAUCCCUGCUCCUAGCCAACCGGCCCAUUGCCACGGGACUCAGAUGCAAGACAGGAAAAAGCCAUGCUGUUUGGUUUGGUGGUUUUUUUUAAUUCCCUUGGACUCCACGCCCUGGAGGGCUACAGGGUUCGAGUCUGAACAGAAAAGCUUCUCACAUCCUAGAGAUUCCUAUUCUGCUACUGGAAUUAGACUCAGAGAGAAACGUCUCCCAAGCUGCUCCUUCCAGCUGUCAGCUUUGAAAAGAAGCUGAUAGGAAAGCCUUGUUUGUGCGCAGUGCUCGCUCUCUGGCCUGGAAAGGGUUUUUGCCUCCGCUCUUUGUAUGGUGGGAAAAGGAGCCCCGUGUGCUGCUUUGCAGGCUGCCUGGACUUUCCAUUCCCUUAAAUGGGCACAGAAGCAAAAGCUGGUAUGAACUGGGCCACCAGGAUUGUGUGCGUCUGGGGCAGUGGGGUGGCAGCAGCAGGACUCUUUCCAACUCUCCCUUUCCUCCUGGGGGUGGCAGGCUCAUUCUCAUUCCCCCAUGGGCUAGAUUUGUACCAAAUCUAAGCAAUAAAAAGUAGAAAACUGAGAAAAUCUGGUAGUGAGAGAAAGAGGCUCCCAGGCUGAUUCUCAGGGAGGCUGCUGCCAGGAUGGUUUAUUUGGAAAGAGUAUGUAAACAGACUAAUAUGGCCUGGGGAAAGGGAACUGGGUUCUCAAGCAUCUGUGUUAUUUUUAACAUUUUGGGGAAUCCUGUUUCCUCUCUCUGCCCGUUUCUGAACUGUACUGUCUUCUCUGCACUCUUCCUCACUCUACUCCAUCCCUCCCCCUGCCGCUAUCAUCUGUGACUCCCUCUGCAGUGUUACUCCUCCCUCACUUGGAGCUAGGUCCAUACCUCUGUCUGAGCUCCCCUCCUCACCUCUCUUUCCAUCUCCUCCCCUCCACACUUCCCUGGGCUGUGUUCACCCUCAGCCCAGCUUCAAUCUCAGUAACAUUAUUGGCAUGGCAAAGUAUACCAGUAUUGCCAAAGUUAAUACACUUUGUCAAAUCUCUGUGCCUUGGUCAGGAGUAACUGGGUUUUAUACCAUGUGGCCACUAUGAUCUAUUGUGAAUUUGCUGGCUGGGGGCCAGGUAGCAUUAAGACAUUUCCACUGUCUUUUUCCUUUCACUCAAAGUUAUGUCAUUUUUCUUCUUUGCUUUGCCGCAAAGAGUCUUGCUAUUUCUGAUCACUUGGAAAAGUCUCCUCUUCUUCUUUUGGAUCUCAUGCAGCAGAAUAAAAAGUGCCUGUCAGUUUCAAUCUCUCCUGUCACCGUGGGGUACAAAAUUGCCCAUCCCUGGGUUUCUAGUGGAAAGUGUCCUGGUUUUCGUUUUUGCUUUGGGAUCACUGCUUCAAUACUUGGUGAGAGCACAGCUCUGUUUUACACAUUGCCCUGUAGAUAGGGGGUCUGCUAGUGUGAAGAGAGCUAGAGCAAUCUAGCUGCUUGUGUUGGUGAUGUUCUCUAAUCCCAGUAGCUAACAUACUUUUCUUUUUUGGGGCUUCAUGCAGUGUCUGGAAGAAGGUGGGAAGAUGCUGCCUGUGUAAGAGUGGAGGGUGAUUUUAGCAGUGCUUAUGUCCCUUCCAGUGCAGCCUGUGUGCCAAUUGCUGUACUCCCCACUCCCCACCCAUAAAGAUCUAGCAGUAGUUUUAUCCGUGGGUUGAAGGUAGCCAGAGGAUUUUAAAGGUCUGUAGCACAUCCGGUAGCCCUUCCUGCUGCAUGACUGUGAGGCCAAGGUGUGGCUUGUUCAGAUGGGUUCUGCGGGUGUCUGCACAGUAACAUUUUAAUUUGCUUUGGGGCUUUAAGCCUGUGAUUUUUGGUCUUUUCUAGGCUGAUCUGACGGGGCCUGUGUGCUGCUGUAGCAGGUGUCUCUAUAGCAGGUUCAGGUGCCUUGGGUGGCGAUUAUUCUGCCCAGUACUGAUAACAGGAAGAGUAUGACUCGUGUCUCUCAGAACUGCUCGGUCCCUCUCUGCGUCAUUUUUGCUCCGGGGGAUGAAUUGGUCUGUGUGACUAGGGGAGGCCCAAACUGCAUGAUCUUGGUCCCGGAGCUGGCCCAUCUGCACCUGAAAACCACGUCCUCCCUCUCUGUUGUUCUGUCUGAGCCAUUGGGUAUCUCUUUCUGAGUCGUGCUCCCUCUGUCUCUAUUUCAGCGGUGUCCUCUCUCUCGGCCAUGUCCUCUCUCACUUGCUCGCUCCCACCUCAUUUGAAAAGCCCUUGUGGCACCUGAGGAUGUGCCAUCCCAGCUGCGUACCCUUGGUCAUGAGUAGAGAGGCUGAAAGAUCAGGCCAGGGAGCAGACACGGGCGGUGAGAGAGGCUGACUCAAGCUGCUGUUGGAAAAAUGGAUUCUAAUUGUGCUAUCGAAAUGAGGGCGGGUGGAGGGGAAGACAAUAACUCCUGACAGUUACAGCCCUUAGUGCUUCUCUGGCCCUUGUAUUUCAAAGGACUGUACUGAUCUGAGCUCCAGAGUUCUCCUGCCCCCAUGUGUUAGGGGUGUAUUGCCUGUUAUCCCUAUAGCACUCCGCAGUGAUCUCCUCUCUAAGCCCACUGCUGCUGCCUGCCCUGGCUAGCUUGGUGCACUGGGGCAUGCCUGCCUGAGGCUUAGCGCACACAUGGGUUUAUUAAGCUGGGUACACUGAAGCUAAACUGCUGCCUGGGAAGGGCCUUUUAUUGCUGAUUGUCCAGACUCCGAUGAAAUUGGUGGUGGGGAUUCCUGUACCUCUUAAAGGUGUUUUGUUUACCGAGAUCAGGAAUGUUGCUUGACUGGAGUAGUUAAUUCAUUUCCCCUCUUCCUCCUGGUUUGAGUCAUUUCUCUGCUCUCCUUCUCUUGAUCAGCUUCAAGUGGUUUUAUUAGGCUUCUUAAGGGAACAAUUUCAAAUGAUUUCCUUUGCCGUUUCUUAUAGUAACAUCUGGAGUCAGCAAGAGGCUGUCAGGUUAGGGGAGGGGAUUGAGACGCGAGUUACCUUCCUCCCCCUCUGCCAGAGGGGGACAUUGGACUGGCGACAGUUGCUGAGUCAGCCGAGGAAUCUGGUGUAUGUGUGGCAAGAAUGCAGGUACCCACAGGAACAUUGCUUGUGCUAAAGGCUGACUGGCCCUGAUUAUAAAUAAAUUAAUGGAGAUAUCCUAUGUCCUAGAACUGGAAGGGACCUUGAAAGGUCAUUGAGUCCAGCCCCCUGCCUUCACAAGCAGGACCAAGUACUGAUUUUGCCCUAGAUCCCUAAGUGGCCCCCUCAAGGAUUGAACUCACAACCCUGGGUUAUCCCUCCCCCCCCCAAAAGCACCUAGAACACCCACUAACAACUAUUGUCAUCACCUUCUUUUCAGGGGGGAAAUCCACCCCAUCCCCCAGCUCUGGAGUAUGCAGUACUCUGGCCAGCACUUAAGAAUCUAUUGCUUGAUGUGACCCCCAUUACAAUCUCCUGUGCUGUUCAGUGAUCAUGCAGAGCCAGGAAGUCUGACUGAGCAUGAAGUCUAAAUCCUACUGCCCAUUUGUGAAGGUGGAGUGAAUUUCUACUGUCCUGCUCCAGCUGAUCAGAGCAGUGAGUCUAUCCCAUCUGGUAUUUCACCUCCUUGAGGCAUCAGAGCAGAUCAGUGAUCAGCUGGGCCAAUAUCCCUCCUCCUUGUUAUAGUAUAAUAGACCUGUGGUCUGUCUAUUCUGGUAUCCUGCCUCUGGCAGUAGCCAGUAUGCUCCCCUGCAUGAUACAUCUAAUUGUGCAAUACCAUAGCAAGGCAGUAGGGGGCGAUAAUGUUUCCUGAUCCCAGACGGGGAUCAGCUUUCACUGAAGCAUAAGAACCUGUGGAUCUCUCUGAACUCUUUUCCCCCAUAACAUCCUGCAGCAGUGAGUUUCACAAGUUACUUGUUGGAACAGUCCAAAGACUGUUUCUGUGGAACAGUCCAAAGACUUCAGACCAAAGGUUUACAUUUUUUAUUUUAAAAACAGUCAGCGUUGCAAGACGUUUUAACUAAAGCUGGUCAAAAAAUGUUCAGAUGAGACAGUUUUCUCAAAACUUUCUGCGGGAGCUUAGGGAUUUUGACAAAAUGUUGUUAAGAAAUAAAAGUGGAAUUGAAGUGUUUUGUCAAAGUGAAGGUCAAAGUGGAAUGUUUUGACCUUAUUGAAAUGGAACAUUUUGAUUUUUCAUUUUGAAAUGACUUUAUUUAGAAAUUUAUUUUGUAUUAUAUCAUUAACAUAUAAACUCUUUCAAAAGUCAAAAUCUGAACGAAAUGUUUUGUUUGACCUGCAACUAAAUUUUUUUGAAAAUUUCAUUUCAUGGGAAAUUUCACAUUGUUUUGUUUUCAUGUUGGUGUGGUGCAAAACCAAAUUUUGAAAUGUUGGAAUUUCCUGCAGAAUAAAAAGGCGGCGUUUCAACCAGCUUUAAUUGUAA
Messenger RNA from Chrysemys picta bellii (western painted turtle), 6384 nucleotides. RefSeq names its product leucine rich repeat containing 10B (gene LRRC10B). The record is from RefSeq and is a predicted model, not a curated record. Gene Ontology annotation, molecular function: protein binding. NCBI's taxonomy places the organism in Eukaryota, Metazoa, Chordata, Testudines, Emydidae.